Messenger RNA from Anas platyrhynchos (mallard), 2711 nucleotides. It is a transcript of the gene UPF3A, whose product is annotated as UPF3A regulator of nonsense mediated mRNA decay. Lineage: Eukaryota; Metazoa; Chordata; Aves; Anseriformes; Anatidae. The record is from RefSeq and is a predicted model, not a curated record. Gene Ontology annotation, cellular component: cytoplasm; nucleolus. Gene Ontology annotation, biological process: positive regulation of translation; nuclear-transcribed mRNA catabolic process, nonsense-mediated decay. Gene Ontology annotation, molecular function: telomeric repeat DNA binding.
GCUUCCUUCCCGCGCGGGGCGGGGGCUGUGUGGCGCAGCGCCAUGGCGGCGCCGCCGCGACGGGACCCGGAGCCGGCCCCGCUGCCGCCCUCCCCGCUGCCGCCGCCGCCUCCCCCGGCGCCCGGUAAACAGCGAGAGGAGAAAAAAACGGCGCUGAGCAAAGUGGUCAUUCGACGCCUUCCUCCUUGUCUAACUAAGGAGCAACUGGAGGAACAGUUACACCCUCUGCCUGCCCAUGAUUAUUUUGAGUUUUGCACUGCUGAUCCCAGCCUUUAUCCUCAUCUUUACUCGAGAGCAUACAUUAACUUUAGAAAUCCCGAGGACAUCCUUCUUUUUAGAGAUCGCUUUGAUGGCUAUGUCUUCAUUGAUAAUAAAGGUUUGGAGUAUCCUGCAGUGGUUGAAUUUGCUCCAUUCCAGAAGAUUUCAAAAAAGAAGUUAAAAAAGAAAGAUGCCAAAGCCGGGAGCAUUGAAGAUGAUCCAGAAUAUAGGAAAUUUUUAGAGAGUUACUGUGCUGAUGAAGAGAAAAUCUGUGCCAAUCCCGAGACUCUUUUGGGAGAGAUUGAGGCCAAAACAAGGGAACUCAUUGCUAGAAGAACAACACCCCUUUUGGAAUAUAUUAAAAAUAGAAAAUUAGAAAAGCAGAGAAUUCGAGAAGAGAAACGAGAGGAACGAAGGCGGAGAGAACUGGAGAAGAAACGUCUGCGGGAGGAGGAGAAAAGGAAGCGCAGGGAAGAGGAAAGACGUAAAAGGAAAGAAGCAGAGAAGCAAAAGAAAAUUUCCGAAAAAGAAAUAAGGAUCAAGCUUCUUAAGAAGCCGGAAAAGGGAGAUGAGCAGGCCAGUGAAAAGCACAAAGAAAAAGAUGAAGAUGCUGACAUUGAAGAAAACAAAUGGGAGAAGUCCCCUGGGUCUGGGAGUAUAAAAUCCAAAUCAUCUGAGGGCUCACUAAAAGAACUGAAGGAAAAGUCACAAAAUGAUAGUGACAAAGAGCAAAGAGAUUUGGAGAGAAGAUUUCGAGAAAAAGAACCUGAAAGACAAAGGUAUCGAUUGGAGGAUGGCAGAAAGCAUAGAGCUCACUAUGAGUUUGACAAGUUUGUGAGAAGGAAUGAAGAAGAGCUGAAAUGGGGGAAAGGAUACAGCCAAGACAGAGGAAAGAAAGGGAACCACACCUACAGCUUCACUGUGGAGGCAGUAGACAAACUGGGUAAAGAGGACAAGUGUGAUGACAUGGCAUCCAAAAAGGAGCGCAUAAGAAAUAAGGAUCGUCCAGCCAUGCAGCUCUACCAGCCAGGAGCUCGCAUUCGAACACAUACGGGACCUACAAGUAAGACCUAUGACUGCAGUGGGAAAUCUUUUGAAGAUGCUCUUGACAAAAAGUAUGAGGCAGAUAAUUCAGCUGGAGGUGGUUCUGAGAAGAGCGAGGAAGCAGAAUAAAACAAACCGGAGGAAAGACUCGUGAAAAAGGAUGAACUUAAAGAUUUAAUGUCGCCACAAAAAUCCAUAGGGCUGUUCCAGAUCUCCAACACCAAUAAAAUUAUCAUAGCUCUCUCAUACUUCCUGAGAAAUAAAGGAAAGAGUGACUGAAGAUGUAUAAAACAUCCCACAGCAAAGGAAUGUUGUUGCUUUUUCACAAAAAGCUGAGCAAGCACCAUUUGCCUAAUUUAAAAGCAGUUUGAUGUUAUGUUGGAUUUACCUUGAAAUAUAAAACCUCUAAGAGUUUUACAGGCGCAUUUAUACGAAACUUUUCAGAGGCUAUCUCACCGUUUACAGUCUGAAGAAGUGAAACGUGGAUUUGUGUCAGUCUGAAAUCUGAGGCACUUCACAACGUGUUCGGUGCAUGGCACGGCGGGCACAGGGCCCCCUCCUGCAGACAGCAGUGGCGGCUGCUGCCACAGGGAACCGAAGCUCUGGAGCCGGUGGGGUUUGCAGGAUGAGGCCCACGGUUUACAGCUGUGAGGAAUGUCCCUUGGUAUCUGUACCUCAUUGUGUUUACGUCGUUUUUCAAUUAACCCUAGCGUCAGAUAAGUGUUGUUAAAGCUGCAAGUACGUUGUUGGAGCGUUUGUCAUUUUCUGAGCCACUUCUGCCUUUUGCGUUUUAACAGAUCUUGUGCUUAAAGCAGAAAAAAAGCUAACAUGAACCUCAGCACUUAAACGAAUGCCUGGUUUUAUUAAAUUAGCUGUUUUUCAUGUUUUUGACACUGACUUUUAAAAAAAAAGUGGUUGUACAAUGAUGACUUUUUAUAUGCUAACGUUUCAUAUAAGUUGCAGUUGCAGGAUUUGGGAAACGCAGGCUGUGUGAAAGCUCUGAAGUCCAAUUUAUUAAUAAACACCCGAGCGACAACUGCAAACUGCCAUUUUGUAAGAAUGGUCAAAUUCUGCCCCCUGAUGCAAGCAUAUAUAUAUAUACACACACACAUAUAUAUAUAUGUGCACACACAUAGUGCUUCCAUUGGUUUCAAUGACAGCCGCAUGUCUAGGGAAGGGCAAAACACGUUCAUUUGUCUUUUAAGGCUGAAAGUUUCUCAGUUGUCUGAAACUGAGACCUGCUUUGUCAAUUAAGUUAAAUAGUAAGAUAUUAACUUGUUUUUACAUCCUCUUUGAACAUUUUGUUAUUAAGCAUAUCAUCUAGUUGUUCUAAACUGAAGAAUUAUUUAUUGUAUUUUCCCAGAUAUUAAGCAUUAAAUAGAAUAAAAGCAACAAGAUUUUGACUGUGA